UUGCCCAGUAAAGUGCUGUCACAGUGCCAGCACCUGGGGAGAGGGGCUGUUACCAACUUUCUGUCUGCUAUGCUGAUCCCAUUCACUUCUCAUUUGCUCAGAAGCUGGAACUGAGUGCUCAAAAUCGGACUCAGCAAGAAGCUUCAGGUGGAUAUGAUUCAGAUGAGCGGGCUUAAAAUAAGCACCACUCUCCAGGCUGACACGUGGCAGCACUUACAAUGAGUUGAAAAUAAAAUUGCACAUACUGUGCUGCUUAGAAGAACGUCCCCCAAUUGCUGCGUGUAUACCAGCUGCAUGCAACAGCCGAAUGCUUCACAGUUCCAGCUCCCCCGUGGGGGUACAUCUGCCAGAUGUAAGUAUUAAUGAAAGUGAACUGUGACAGAAAGAUGAAGCUUCAUUAAGGACUGUUAUUACCCAGUUUCAGGUGCUAACGGGGCAGCUGCUCAGGGUGGGAUGCUGUCACUUGUGUACAUCAAUGAGGGUGCUCGAAGGAAGUGAGGUCUUCAGGAAGCAAUGAACACGCUGCUACCCAAUGUCUUAGGGAGCAAACCCUACACAGGGACCAAGUGCAGGGUCCCCAGGAGGAUGUAUGGGAAGGGGAGGAGCUGGGGCACAGCCUCACAGCGUGAUGUCCUCAUUCAGUGCAUUGCCAGCUCCAUUCCCCAGUGCUUUCCCCUCUCCCCCAGACCUGCACACAUCCCACGCACUGAUGGUCCCAAUGCCACGGAGACAUCACGGUCAGAGGAACCAGGAAAAGCUGCAGCUCUUGUCCUCCUGUGGGAUAUGGGAGAUUUCACAAACUUUCCCAUCUGACACGUUGUUCAAAUGCUCUGCAGCUGUCAGAGCGCUAUUGUUCAGGCUCAGAUUGUGCUGGAGUUUGAGGUGUGUUUUUUUUAAUCUUUUUUGAUGUCUCAAACAUUGCAGAGCUUCAGAGUGGGAGAGGGGACUGCAGCUCCGCAUUGAUCGCUGCCUCCCAGCCAGGUCUCUGUCUGUUCCUGCAGCAUAGCCCCAUCUCCUCACUCUACAUCAAACUCCCUCUGCUCUGACACAGUGCCCCUGCCCUCACCCCUUGCUCCAGCUGGAGUUAGUACUAGCCCAAGAGGAACAUACUUGCACCUUGGUCCAAUAGCAGAAGGUUUGUUAAUCCUCCCAUAUCUUUGCAUCCUUUUCUCCCCCGUCAGCAUGCAUGCUGCUGUGUUCCAUGCAAUAGCAGUUGCACAUGAAUGCCAUGGAUGUGAAGCACUGCCCAACAUGACUCCUCCAACACCAGCUUGGAAGAGCACCACAGACCAGGAGAUCUUCUCCCUAAGGCUGUCCUGGGGAAUUCACGUCUCCAUUUAAAUUCACCAGUAGCAGAACCUUGCCCAAGGACACCAGCCUUGAUAAAACACUGCUAACUAAAAUACACAGCUCACACUUUCUUUUUCCCAUGUGUAAUACCAUAAUGGCUGCUGCAGAAGCCAAAAUAAAGACUGCCUAACUGGUAUCAGGUGCUGGUAUUUCUGCCUUCCCUACACCUGCAAACCUCAUCAGCACUCAUUCCUGGGAAAGGCCAAAGUGCCCUAAGCAGCCCAGGAGGCUGGAGGGAGUUAAUGAGAAUUGGUAGCACUGGGGUAGGGACAGGUAGAUUUAUGGGGAUCACAGAGGUCAAUGGGCUUAUUUGUUCUCUCCUCAUCUGUUCCCACCUGUGUCAUUAUCCAGGAAAGGAUUACAGGCAGGACAGCCUGCGCCUUCAUCUCACCACAGCUUUGCUUUUCAUAUCUGAGUAAUAAUUGCUCUGGGCAGAGACCUCACUUGGAUUCCAGCAAAAAUUGAAAGAACAUCUAUCUAGAUAGAUGGAUAUCUGUCUGUUUAGACAGAUACAGAUCUGUGUUUGUGGGCCAGGACACAACAGUUGCCAACAUUGUGCGUGUGCCUGUUCCUGUAUGGGAGGUAUGUGUCCCUUUAUUACUUCAGGGUAUCCUCUCAGCGCUCCCUGUAAAGAGGUUCUGAAUGGAAGCCAGCUUGUUUCGUGUCCAUGAGUCAUUUCCAUCCCUUUGUUUAACGCCUGGCUCUGCUCCGCUCUGGUAGUUGCUCCUUGUCAAAAGUGUCAUCUCAGAGCUCCAAGUCAAGUCAUUAAGUUAUAUAUGCCAACAUAAUCAGGUUUUGGAGAGGGAACAGAGCUCAGCUAGACACAGCCGCUGGGGCAGGAGGCACUACUGACACAGCUGAAUGGUGGUGAGAUCAUUUUCUCCCUAAAACAGCAUCUGGAGGGGUUCAGGUUUAUAGCAAGUGAACAUUCCAGAUGCGCUAUGUACCAGGUGGAGAAACUGGAAGCCCAGGCCCAACCUGGAUGAAAGAGUGUUCUCAAAGACUUCAGGAUGCUUUGGGUCCAGAAAUUAAGGGCUGAAAUGCUUGACUAGAGAAGGAACCUUUUAGCUGAUUUCAGAGAAAUUCCACACCCUGCACUGUCCGUGUGAACCUUUCCACUGACUUUGAAGUCAGCUUUUCCCCAAGGCACGCGGAUUAACAAACACUGUGACUGAGUCCCAUUUCCUCCUUUCCAAACGAAAUCCAACAUCAGCGAUUGAGAAAGAAGAACCUGCAUUGUAAUAAAUCCCCACAGUCACGGUCAUCACCGCUUUUGUUAUGAAAGCGCAUCUUUUGCUGCGGUUUGUUUGUUUUGUUUCAUGAAUUAACUUUGUGUAUUCGCGAGAUUAAAAGCUUAAAUGGGAUCAAUGAAGACUACACAGUGUGCAUCAAAGUAAUUGCGGAUUGUUUUUGCAGACUCCAGAAGAGCAGUAAUAUUGAAGUGCUGAGGGCUUAGGGCAAUAAUUAUGAAUUUUUCAAAUAAAGAGAUGAAAGGAAAUACGGUGUUGGUACGCUGGGCUGAACCCAAUGGUUUGUUGUUUCCAGCACACUGGGACCUCUCUUGGGGCAAAGGUACACCAUGUCUUCUUGAAGGCAGCAAUCCGAUCCUCCAAUCACUUUGAGGCAAAUCAUUUGCUGUCCGUGUACAGGAUGUUAACUAUGUGGAAAAGUAAUAAAGCGGUGUAAGCCUCAGAGAGAAUCACAGGAACGUCCAGCGCUGCCUCCCAUCCUUUCUACCUUGGAGCAAAGCUGUAUGGAAAAUAUAUUAAAAUCAAGAGUUCAGCACUGCUUUCCAGAUGGCAUCAUAUGAUAUGAUAUUUGCUGGCAUUUGCUUAAAACUAGACUCUUCUGAUCCAGAAGGGUAAAGCUUAUAAUAUUCUCAUCUUCCAAAUCCUUGAUUUCAGAUGUUUGUCGUUCCCAUAAAUUACCACGUACAGCCAAUAGAAAGCAGUUAUUUUCUACACAGUGGAAAUAAGAGAGAUUUGUGGAUGUGGUAUUACAUAGUGCGAGCUAUUUUAAUAUGCUGAAUGUAUAGCAAAGCUGAAUUUAAUAUUCUCAGAAUAAAUCACACCCAAUUUCAAGGCAGAAUUCCUUCCCUUCUCCGUUCUGUUCAAUUCAGAAAACCCCACAUAUUUGGCAUGACCUUCUUUCAACGCACCCAACACAUAAACCUUUGUAUUUAAAACCUCUUCCAUACAGUCUGACACAGUUCAGCCAGAGUUCUUAUUAAUUGGGAAGGUGAUGGCUGAAGAGGACCAGUGGCUGGAUGGGACGAUGCUGUGGUGAGCACCAGGCAGGGACUGUGGAUGAGGAAGCCACACUGGUUGUCUUACCUAUGUUUCCAACACAGCCAUCUGACACUGAGAUGAGUUGGCACCAACUCAACCAAAGAGAUCCGUUUGAGAUUGCAGCUAAUGACAUGCAGCCAUCACAGAAGCACUCACAAACGCACUAAAUAGUUGGACUAAGUGGGACUACUUUGAAGAGAAGUUGUCUGCGCACGUAGCAGGAAUGGGAAAAGUCGUGUUUCAUCAACUUGUGUGGUGUCUGAAAGAGGUGACAUAGUUGGCAGUAAGAAGAGUGUGUUGCAACGUUUCUCAAUUGCAAAGAAAACACUGAGCCAUGCUUUUCUGGACAGAUCCUCAUCUGGUGUAAAUCAGCGAAGCUUCACCAAUGUCAAGUUGCUCCUGGAUGCUGUUGUCAGGUCUUCCAGAGUCAACACUAUGGAAGCCCAUAGUUGCACAUAUUAAAGUAAUCAGGAAGAUUUUCAUUACUGACUGCGCAAGUGAAAUGAAGACCGACAUAAUGGAAACGUGUUCAAAAAAUUUUACUGACAAAGAUUUUAAAUAAAAAUGCUUUUUUUCUCUUGUGUACGACUGUUGUCUAACAGAUGCCAUUAAUACAAUGGAAGGAUUGUAGUGGAGGGGAGAGGAAAUGUAUUUCCCAAUUCCUACUGGAAAUUACGUCUCCACUUAAUUCCUCCAAGCAGCUUAGAUUCAAAUAACUCUUAUUUCUUCCCGCUGGCCGUUUCCCAUGGCUGCACAUCCCUUCUGCAUUGGCACUGUCGUUUCACAGCUGUCACACAUUCCCAUGAACAACAGAUCAUCACUGGCCCUGUACAAGGCAUACUGGGGGACCUGCAGGUAUGGAUUAAAGGUAAAAAGGACAUUUUCAAUUUGCAGAUUAUUUGCUGGCAUUGUGAGUAGAUUUACUAUCUUUGUAAAGAUGGGAAUUUGCUCUUCUUUAUCUGUGUGGUCACCUCUUUCACUUGGUCUUGAAUGCAGCUGCACAACAUGUGUAUAUGGAUCCCAACCAGCACGGCAGAACAUGGGUUCUUCAAGAGAAUUAGGGAUCAUCUCAUCAUUCUGUGCCCAGCAUGAGGAAUUGUGUGUUACUGGGAGGGCUCACUCUGACCGAGAGGUACUGGGAGUUCCUCUACUCUGGGCCUGGAAGGGAGCAAGUUCUCAAGCAAACCUCCAUCCUUUACUGUUAACCACAGAAAAACAUGGUUCUGAACUUCACCCUCUUCCUUCAUCAUGUUUUCUAGAGCAAGUUUUUCCCAAGUCAGACAUUUCCCUGCUGCUUUCUGCUGUCAUUACAGAGUCCAGCUUCUCAUUUACUGUUUUAUUCAAAGGGAGAAGUAUAUUUAUUCCAUAUUCAUACAGAUGUUCAUGUGGCUAUAGCCAGUCUCUGCCUUUUGCUGACAAGCUUGCUGCUUUGUUCUCAGGACACCAAGCAGCUGGCAUCAGAAUACCAAGUGUUUUUGUCUUCUACCCAUCUUCCCUCUUCAUUCUCCAAAUUUUCUGUCCUGGUGGGAAACUUGUCACACAUUGCUGGGCCGAUGCAGAGCUCUGCUUCUGUUCUGUAGUAAGGGAAGUAUCCACUGGAAGAAAAGGGCCGGUUCAGGCCUGGCGGUGUGGUGGGGAGGGAGAAGGAUGGAAGGCAGCCUUCCAAGGUGCUGCCUCCUGGGAGCUGCUGGGAUGUUGGCUCUACAUUGGCCAUGGAAGAACACAGCUUCCUCUCUGUCCCCAGAGCUGGGUGGGCGGUCUGUAACAAACAUAUACAGGAGCUGAGGUAUGGGUACAUGGAAGAGUGAGGCUGACACAUGGGAAUGAUCGUUAGAAUUAUGUGUCAUUCAAGGAGGGAUGGAUGCCACCUGUGAAUGCCUGGGAGUGCUGCCCAAUAGAUACCUACAGUCACGGGGAGAAAUUUCCCUUGUAAUUUACCUUCUCAGCAUCUCCACCAAGCUCCACACAUCCACCUUCUCCUUCAUCUUUGUUUUCAGGCUUCUCUCCUUCUUCAUUUAAGUCAUAUAAGAGAGGUUCGACAAAGUACUCCUCAUUUGAUCUGUAAUAUGGAAAAUAUCCUGUGGAGAUGGCUGAAUAGUUCACAUUCUCCUCCUUCUCAGAAUAAACCUCGCUGCCAUCAAAGCUUUCUUCUGUUUCUGGGUUGAUC
Molecule: messenger RNA, 5805 nt
Organism: Coturnix japonica (Japanese quail)
Lineage: Eukaryota; Metazoa; Chordata; Aves; Galliformes; Phasianidae
Source: RefSeq, a predicted model, not a curated record